Branchiostoma belcheri (Belcher's lancelet) is the source of this 1865-nucleotide messenger RNA. RefSeq names its product zinc finger protein 726-like. The annotation marks the transcript as partial. The record is from RefSeq and is a predicted model, not a curated record. The transcript is spliced from 2 exons. Lineage: Eukaryota; Metazoa; Chordata; Leptocardii; Amphioxiformes; Branchiostomatidae.
AUGGUGGAACACCUGUUGGCACGUGGCAAGUGAGCUCACAAUUUCCUUAGAGUUUCACCGAUUUCACGGGGAAUAUAGGACCGAUCGUAAGUGGACAAAUCUGGGCGUACAGGGACGGAUCUGAAGUUCAACCACAAACGACAAACGAUAUUACAACAGUUGUGCAGACAAAAACUACAUAGGGAAACGUCACGACAAGUUUCACACCGGUGGGAGACCACUUAGACGCCAAGAUUGCCGAUAUUCAUACCCUACUGUGUUCGUAACUAAAAAUGGAGACACAAAAUGACAAGAGUAAAACUAGAGAAAGUAGGAAGAAACGAAGCUCAUCAUCCUUCGAGGACGAUGCUGGACAUGAAGCAAAUGUGAAACGUAAGAAACCGUGUCAGUGUCAGCAGUGCGAUUUUUCCUCACUUCGAAUGUGGCAUCUAGAACAACACAUCCGCGUCAAACACACCGGUGAGAAACCGUUUCGUUGUGACCGCUGUGACUAUUCCACGGGAAACAAGUACGCUCUGACCAAGCAUGUAAAGGUAAAGCAUCGCGGUGAGAAACCGUUUCGCUGCGAUCUGUGUGAAUACGCCACCUCAGAGAAGGCUAACUUGAAAUCGCACAUCAUGGCAAAACACAGCGACUACAGGCCUUACUCCUGCACGCAAUGCGACUACACCACGACAACGAAAAGGAGUUUGAAAUUCCACAUGAACUCUCACACAGGCAAGAAGCCGUACAAGUGUGAGGUGUGUGAAUAUUCCGCUAAUCAUAAGAAUCACUUGGAGCGGCAAAUGACUACACAUACCGGUGAGAAGCCCUACAAAUGUGAAGUCUGCGGUUAUGCGGCUUCCCAGUUGGCGUAUCUAAAGACUCACAUGGCCUCGCAUACUGGAGACAAACCUUACAAAUGUAAGGUUUGUGACUAUUCUACAUCACUCAUGUCUAGUCUUAAUCUCCACAUGGCCAACCACACAGGCGAGAAACGUUACAAGUGUGAACUGUGUGAUUUUUCAACAGUGCGGAUGUCUAAUUUGAAGCGGCACAUAGCCACGCAUAGUGGUGAGAAACCUUAUAAAUGCAAACUUUGCGACUACGCCGGGGUAUUGCCGAAUGAUUUGAAACGGCACAUGGUUGUGCAUAGUAGCGAGAAGCCAUACAAGUGUGAACUUUGUGACUAUACCGCCGCGCGAUUCUAUCAUUUGAAACAACACGAGGCCAGACAUACUAGAAAGAAAAAAUACAAAUGUGACCAGUGUAAUUAUUCAGGUGCAGUGAAGGCAGAUCUAAAACAGCACAUGAUAGUACAUAGUAACGAGAGGCCGUUUAAGUGCGGUCUAUGUGACUAUGCAGGCGCUCGACUGUCCGAUGUGAACAUACACAUGGCGACACACACUGGAGAGAAACCGCACAAGUGUCAGUUUUGUGAUUACGCUACGGCACAUGUGUCUCAUCUGACUCAACAUGCGCGCAUCCAUGACACAAGCGACAAGCCGCACAAAUGUGAACACUGUGACUACCGUACGCUGAGAAAGGCUCAUUUGCGACGGCACAUCGCGGCAAAACACACCAGGAAAAAACCGCACAAAUGUGACUCCUGUGACUAUUCUGCAGCCACCAAGUCAGCUUUGAAAGAACACAAGGCCACGCAUGAUGCUGGCGAGAAAAAGUACCGGUGUGAACUGUGUGAGUAUUCUUCUCGGCGCCUGGGUCACUUGAAGGACCACAUAGCUACACACACGGGCGAGAAACCGUUCAAAUGUGAGGAAUGUGGCUACGUUGCGACGCAGAUGACUCACUUAAGGAAGCACAUCGGCACUAAACACACGCCACUGGAUGAGCAAUCAUCAUCAUCAUCGUCGUCGUCAUCCUCC